AUGGCUAUCUUCCUCAACACCACCCUCCUCUCCCUUCAAUCCACUUAUCCUCUCCUCAGUUUCCCCUUCCAAACAAAGCUUAAUAAUUUCACAUUCAACUUCAGCACUAACCUUCACUACAAUUACCCUGCCACCACUUAUUUUAAAAGAGAUAGAGCUGCUCCAAUUUUCACCGUCUCCUCAAAUGUCGAUGUUUCCACUUCCACAACAUCAUUCGUCACUGGUUGGACAGAAUUCGCAAAAAAUGCGUCGGGUGAAUGGGAUGGGUUUGGAGCGGAUUUCACGAAGGGAGGGAGACCCAUUGAGCUACCCGAAUCAGUAGUCCCAGAGGCUUAUAGGGAAUGGGAGGUUAAGGUUUUUGACUGGCAAACACAGUGUCCUACUUUGGCUCAACCCCAUGAGUUUUCCCUCAUGUACAAAAACAUUAAGCUACUUCCAACCGUUGGUUGCGAAGCUGAUGCUGCCACAAGAUACAGCAUCGACGAAAGAAAUGUUACUAAUAAUGAGCAAAGCCCUGUUUUGGCAUUUGCAUAUCAAUCUAGUGGGUGUUAUGUAGCUGUUUGGCCUGUUUCUGAGCAGGGUGAACACAAGUUAUUGGAGCUGGAGCAUUGCUUAAUUGAUCCUCGGGAUAAAGAAUCGCGGGUGAGAAUUAUUCAGGUUAUCCGAAUUGAAGACUCUGAGUUGGAAUUACAGAAUAUUAAAGUCUUUGUUGAGCAAUGGUAUGGUCCCUUUAGAAAUGGAGAUCAGCUAGGUGGAUGUACAAUACGUGAUUCUGCAUUCGCAGCCACAGAACCCUUGAAACCUUCACAAGUUAAUGGUGUUUGGCAAGGCCUCAAUGCUGUUGCAACCUUCGAUAAUUCUCAAAAUAUCAUCCUCCAACUUAAGGACGACAAUGUAAGGCAGACGGUCAGAGAAGAGCGCAGCCUGGUCUUGCUCCCUAAGCAACUGUGGUGUUCACUUGGAAAGGGAGAGAAUGAGGAAACUUUCUGUGAAGUUGGAUGGGUGUUGGAUGAGGGGCGGACUAUCACUUCAAAAUGCAUCUUUUCAAGCCACGCAGAGUUGAAGGAAAUUACAAUUGCAAGCGAAGGAGUAGCAAGUUAA
This is a messenger RNA of Fraxinus pennsylvanica, 1101 nucleotides long. Lineage: Eukaryota; Viridiplantae; Streptophyta; Magnoliopsida; Lamiales; Oleaceae. The record is from the annotation of a GenBank genome assembly.